Messenger RNA from Penaeus indicus, 489 nucleotides. RefSeq names its product cuticle protein 8-like. The coding region runs from base 1 to 489 and encodes 162 amino acids. The record is from RefSeq and is a predicted model, not a curated record. The transcript is spliced from 5 exons. Gene Ontology annotation, cellular component: extracellular matrix. NCBI's taxonomy places the organism in Eukaryota, Metazoa, Arthropoda, Malacostraca, Decapoda, Penaeidae.
AUGUCUCUCAAGGUCGUCGUCCUCGCCUGCGUGGCUGUCGUCGCUCUGUGCGACAAGGUCCCAUUCCUCAUCCCCCACCCCCCAGUCUACAUCCCUAGACCUGCCUACAACACCCCUGCACCUUACCACGCCCCCGAACCCUCCUACCACACCCCCGAGCCUGCCUACCACGCACCUGAGCCUGCCUAUCACGAGCCAGAAUACCCUGAUGUGCCCCCGAAGUACAACUACAACUACGCUGUCGCCGAUGGCUACUCCGGAGCCAACUUCGCCGCCUCGGAGUCCCGCGACGGCUACAAGACCGAGGGCGGCUACUCCGUGGACCUCCCCGACGGCCGCAAAUAUAGCAUCAAUCCACCAAAACCUUUUGCGAAUUUUACAACCUCGGCGUAUAAACCGAACUCAUGGUCCGUCACCCUGAUUGAUAGUCCUAAGGCUACUCCUGAAACUUUCUCUGGCCCUCGCACCAUAAAUGUUGCCGACACCUGA